Molecule: messenger RNA, 570 nt
Organism: Ostreobium quekettii
Lineage: Eukaryota; Viridiplantae; Chlorophyta; Ulvophyceae; Bryopsidales; Ostreobiaceae
Source: the annotation of a GenBank genome assembly
AUGACGCCGCGCUACCUACCGGGCCGCAGUACGAUUGGGGAGGCACAUCGGGGUGCCCGUCAACAUGUCCCAUUGGAGGAGUACAAAAAGAACCUUGAGAGGAUGGUUAAUCGCGUCAAAGCAGCUGGCUGUGGUAACACGCUGCUCAUCACUCCACCACCAGUGUGCAAUGAAUCCAGAAUGAAGUUCCUGCACAAGAACUGUCCAUCAUCAGCCAACAACUCCGCUGCCGAUCGUUCGCUUGAAGUGUCUGGACAAUAUGCAGACGCAUGUGUCACUGUGUCAAAGGAAUUGGGUGUCCCCUCUUUGAACCUGUGGUCAAGCUUCCAGACGCAGCCGGCGUGGAAUGCAGAACUCCUGCAAGAUGGGCUUCAUUUCUCGCCAUCGGGCAGCGGGUUCCUGUUCAGCAGGCUGAUUGCAGCGAUUGACCAGGAAUUCCCCUGCAUGAGGGUGGGGGCACUGCAGUUGGACUUCCCUCUGCAUGGUGACAUCAAUCCAAACAGUCCUCAGGAAUCCAUAGAUGAUCACCUGGGGCGCUACUACACGGGCAGGAGGGAAGCACCUGAAUGA